AUGGAUGUAAAGGAUAUUACUACUGUCACUAUUGGCAUCAAUGAGUAUGUCAAUCUUUUUCAGUGGGCUAGAUCAGCUAUUUCAUGCAAAUGGAGAGGCACUCAGGAGGAGCAAGGGUUUCAAAAUAAAUUAUUUCACUUGCAGAGUGUCUUACAACGCCUUAGUGACAGUCUUCCGGAAAUGUAUGACCUCAUUAAUCGAGCGGAGUGGAGAAGCCACAAAGAUGGCGUGGCCGAGCUCCUUCCAAAACUCAAGGAUGUAGUCUAUGAUGUUGAAGACCUUCUUGACGAGCUCAGAUGGUACAACCAUAAGGUGAUAGUGGAGGGAAAUGCAAGCCAAUCAUCUAUUACUGACUUCUUUAACAGCUUCAUCAAUGUCAAUGAUAUCCAUGAAAGGCUAGAUCAUAUUUCCAAUUGCCUGGAUAAAAAGGGGUUAGGUGAACUGACACCACGGUUUGACAGAACAGUCAGGCCAGAGACUAGCUCUUUCGCCAAUGAAACAAAAAUAUUUGGUCGUGGCAUGGAGCUAAAGCAGAUAUUGAGAGUGCUCGGUGUGCCUACACACAAUCAUUCGAAAGACAAGUGGGAAAGUCAUGCUAAUAAAUCAAGAUUACCCAAUCUUCCAAUUUUGUCGAUAGUUGGAAUUGGGGAUGUUGGAAAGACCACUCUGGCCCAACAUAUCUGUAGUCAUCCACAAGUGAAAUCUCACUAUGACACAGUAAUUUGGAUUUGCGUCUCAGAUGAUUUCGAUGAGAAGAGGCUAACUAAAGAGGCUAUAGAAUCAUGUCCUGGUAAAGAGGCAACAACUAACAAUCUGAAUUCUCUUCAGCAUGCUCUUUCUAAAAUAUUGGAAAACAGAAAGUUCUUGAUUGUCCUCGAUGAUUUGUGGGAUGAUGCUCUGAAAGAAAAUGGCCUGUGCUGGAAGAGGUUUUGUGCACCUUUGAUAAAUGUGCUACAAGGAAGUAUGAUGUUAGUCACCACCAGAUCUCCAAAAGUUGCUGAUUUUGUAAGCACUAUGGAGCCAAUUAUAUUAGAGGGUUUAAAAGAUGAUGAAUUUUGGAAUUUCUUCAAACUAUGUGUCUUUGGAUCUGAGAGUUCCAAUGAUUUUCCAGAGUUGGAGCUCGUUGGUAGAAAGAUACUUCCUAAGUUGAAGGGCUCUCCUUUAGCGGCUAGAACUCUUGGACGCAUGUUACGGGAUGACCUUCGUACAUCACAUUGGACUAAUAUACUAAACAGUGAAUUGUGGGCGUUGGACCAAGAGACAACUGAAAUUGUGCCAGCUCUUCGGUUGAGCUACAUUUAUUUACCAUUCCACUUGAAAAGAUGCUUUUCAUUCUGUGCUGUGUAUCCCAAAGACAAGAAGUUUGAAAAGGACAGCCUGGCGGAAAUUUGGGCGGCACAAGGCUUUGUGAAAUGUCAAGGUGCUGUUCCACUUCAAGAUAUUGGCCGUCAAUGCUUUAAUGACCUUUUAAAUAGUCAGGAAAACGAGAUAGAAGUCCUUGCAGAUCUACAACCUCCUGCUAGUAUCAAGUCUCUAGUCCUUGACAAUUGCCCAGCUGUUUCUUCUCCGAGCUGGUUUCAGCCACAAAGCCUGCCAAGCUUAAUAUCAGUUUCAUUUCUUCGUUGUUUCUCGUCCCUGACAGAUCUAAUCAUUGAUGGGUGCUACCGUUUAUCAAGUCUCGAACAGCUUCUCCAUCCAACAUAUCUACCAGCUAUCAAGAAAAUUGCAAUAAUGAGUUGCUGGAACUUAAUAUCAGUGGGGACCGAAAGAUUUGGGGAUUUUCAUUGUCUUGAAAUAUUUAAGCUGGUGGAUUGUGGAAAAUUAAACUCCGAGAGUUUGACUGCACCCUCUCUGAUGAAGCUCGUGCUACAUGGUCGCUGUGAGAAUCUCAUGAACAGUAUCCAAUGCUGCUCUCUCACCAACUUUUUCCUGUCAUCCUGCCCUCUCACGUCCAUCCAACUGAAAAUGUGGAACCUUCCAGCUCUACAGGAGUUGCACAUUUCAGAUUGUCGAUCUCUUGCAUCCAUUGGACAGUCUGGACAUGUCUUCACCAACCUCAUUUACCUAACCAUCAGCAACUGUGAAGGACUAUCCCUUACAUCUAUUGGACAAAGUGAACAGGUCUUCAGAAACCUUAUUUCUCUAACCAUGAAGAACUGCACAGAACUGUCCACCAUUGAUGGUAUGCUAGAAAAAGAAUAUCUACCUGCCAUUAAGAGUAUUACAUUUGACUGCUGUCCCAAAUUGUUCAUAUACGGUAAAAGGUUUGGGGAUUUUUCUUCUCUGAAGGAUUUGAAAGUUUCUAGAUGCCAUGGAAUCAACUGGGGGGGACUGGUGUUACCAUCUUCCCUCCAAAUUCUCCAUUUGGAGUCAUGUGGAGAUAUCUCUUCAUUUAUUCCCAGCGGCUUAGAAAACCUUCAAUCCCUAGUUUCACUAAAUUUAUUGUGGUGUGAAAAUAUAAGAUCCAUUCCAGGGCACCUUUGGAGCAGUACUCUCUCAUCACUCCAGGAAUUACAGAUUCUGUAUUGUUGGGGCCUUGUGUCCAUUGGUGGAGCAGACGACAUUUCAGAAAUACAAAAUGUGUUGAUUGAGGGCUGUUUUCGUUUGAACAUGAAAAGAGGCAGCUUCUUGAUAUCCAAGCAGAAGCACGAGCAGCCUGUGAAAUCAAGCAAUAAUUCUGCACCUACACCUACAGCAAUAGUUUCAACUAAUUUGGAGGACUAA
Messenger RNA from Triticum aestivum (bread wheat), 2724 nucleotides. Its product is annotated as putative disease resistance protein RGA4. Lineage: Eukaryota; Viridiplantae; Streptophyta; Magnoliopsida; Poales; Poaceae. The record is from RefSeq and is a predicted model, not a curated record. Bases 1 to 2724 code for a protein of 907 amino acids. The transcript is spliced from 5 exons. Gene Ontology annotation, molecular function: ADP binding.